This is a messenger RNA of Klebsormidium nitens, 1400 nucleotides long. NCBI's taxonomy places the organism in Eukaryota, Viridiplantae, Streptophyta, Klebsormidiophyceae, Klebsormidiales, Klebsormidiaceae. The record is from the annotation of a GenBank genome assembly.
AAAGACUGCUGUUUGACUUCAGGCAGUGACGCAACGCCCUGCAAGUAUUGCUGGCAAGGAUGGCUGAGCCUCGGGAGUUGCGCGCGCUCCACUUCAAAGGGGCCAUCGUGAGUCCUUGUGACGAGUCUCCCACCCUGAGUCCAAGCCCACACUCCUCCUCCAUGUCUUCUCUUGACUGUUCGAUUGAAGAGCAGGAUCUGGAUGAUACUUUCGAAGCACUUCAGCAGCAUGACCGCACCUUUGGCUCCAGAGACACAGCUGGGAGCUCGUUGGAUGGCAAAGGCUGGCCUCUUCUGAGGAGCUUGGUGUUCAGUCCCGCAACUGGACUCAGGUCUGAGUCCAGCUCGAUAGACCUAGAGCCUGCAAUUUGUCCUGGGGUUUUUGUUGGGCCAGCUGAAGUUUCAGGCAGUGGCUUAGUGAUCGGCAGCAAGGACCGGGGCUUCUCAGGCAAUUGUGAACCGGCGGUGGUUCCAUUCCACCAAGUCUACUGGACAGGAAAGGAGCAGGCUUACAUGAUGCAGGCCAUGACGUCAGGGAAGAUCUCAGGACUCGGGCCAUUUACUGGAAAGUGUGAGUCGCACUUGGAGCAAGUGCUUGGAGUCCCCAGAGCCCUGUUGACCACAUCAUGCACGCACGCGCUGGAGCUGAUGGCUUUGCUGCUCAACGUUGGCCCAGGUGAUGAGGUCAUCAUCCCGUCUUUUACAUUCUGCUCCACCGCCAGUGCCUUCUCUCGUCACGGCGCGUGCAUAGUAUUUGUCGACUCACGAACAGAUACUUUCAACAUCGAUGAGCGGCUCAUCGAGCAGGCAAUCACCCCUCGCACCAAAGCCAUUGUGGUGAUGCACUAUGCCGGCGUCGCUUGCGACAUGGACGAGAUUUGGCGGGUCGCCUCCAAGUACGGGGUUCACGUGCUCGAGGACGCAGCUCAUGCGUUCCUUGGAAGUUACAAGGGCAGGCCGCUUGGGAGUCUGGGCACCUUUGGGGCGCUGAGUUUUCAUGAGACGAAGAACAUCACAUGCGGCGAGGGCGGUGCGCUCUUGAUCAACGACGCGCGGUUCGUCGAGAGAGCGCUGACCAUCCGAAGCUGCGGCAACGACAGGCACCGCUUUGUGCAAGGAUCGGCUCUCAGCUACACGUGGCGCGACGUCGGCUCCAGCUACGCUCCGUCCGACCUCCUUGCGGCGACGCUUCUGGCCCAACUCGAACUCAGCGUUCCGAUCACCGCAAAACGGGGACUCCUUUGGCACCGGUACCGAGACUCUCUACGAGAUUGGGCAGAUGCAAAUAGCGUCGUUCUCCCCCGGGUGCCGACGGUAUGCCAACCUGCGUAUCAUAUCUUCGCGGUCCUUAUGCCCAGCCCGCAAGCAGCGACCGGUGAGUCUUCGGUUAGCGUUGUCUAA